This is a messenger RNA of Acanthochromis polyacanthus (spiny chromis), 2121 nucleotides long. RefSeq names its product interleukin-1 receptor-associated kinase 1. The record is from RefSeq and is a predicted model, not a curated record. Gene Ontology annotation, molecular function: ATP binding; protein kinase activity. Lineage: Eukaryota; Metazoa; Chordata; Actinopteri; Pomacentridae. Gene Ontology annotation, cellular component: plasma membrane. Gene Ontology annotation, biological process: protein phosphorylation.
UGAGUCUUUACUGAUUGGUCGCUGACAGAAGGAUUGGUCAGUGUUGCUGUUUUUGGCAGGACGGUGAGCUGGACUGGACGGUGCUGAUGAAGAGCUUCCAGACAGAGGUGGAGAAACUGUCGAAGUUCAGACAUCCAAACAUCGUGGAUCUGUUGGGUUUCAGUGAAGGAGGAGGAUCGAUGUGUCUGAUCUACAGCUACAUGGAGAACAAUUCACUGGAGGACCGACUACACAAUGAUUCUGAGUUCCUGUCAUGGUCUCAGAGGAUGAACAUCGUUCAUGGAGCCUCAGCAGCUCUGCAGUUCCUUCACUUCCCCCCUAGAGGACAAACACCACUGAUCCACGGAGACGUCAAGAGCUCCAACAUCCUGCUUGACCGUCACCUGGCAGCGAAGCUUUCUGAUUUUGGUCUGGCUCAGUUUGUGUCUCGGAGCUCUUCGGGUCGCCCGGGGUCAGACGGGGCUCAGACAAAAUCCCUCGGUAAAACGGCGACGGUGAGAGGAACGCUGGCUUAUCUACCGGAUGAAUACGUGAGGAACGGACAGCUGGGGACAGCGGUGGACGUCUACAGCUUUGGAGUGGUGCUGCUGGAGGUGCUGACCGGACGCCGAGCGCUGCACAAAGACAUGAGGUCCGGAGAGAGAUACCUGAAGGACCUGGUGGAGGAGCUGGAGGACGGUCCAUGUGGCUCAUCUGAAGCAGCGUGGAGGAAGCAGCUGGAUGAGCGGCUGAUGGCAGAUGAAAACAGACCCCAGGUUGGAAAAAGCCGAAGUUCCCCUUUAAUGGAAGCUCUGUCUGCAGGGGGCGCUUGUGAGCCGGCCGGCUGCCUGCAGGUCGCUGCUUUGGCCUGCAGAUGUUUGGACAAGAACAAGAGGAGGAGACCAGCCAUGACCAAGGUGUUUCACAGACUGGAGGACGUCCAGACCUUCAUGUGGAGAACCAGCUCCUCCUCCUCCUCCUCUGCUCCUUCAGUCCCCAGACCUCCUCUCAGUCUGGACUCCAGUGUAGGAGCUCUGUCCCAGCAGCUGUCCUCACUGGGACCACUGGAGGACAGCUACCCGUCCUCCCUGUCCUCCCUGUCCUCCCUGUCCUCCCUGUCCUCCCUGUCCUCCCAGUCCUCCCAGUCCUCCUCGUCUCUCUGCUCCCUCCCUCCUCCUCACCCACUCCACUCCUCCUCCUCCCUCCCCCCUCUGUCCUCCUCGUCCUUCCUGGGUCCGUGUGAGACGGAUGAGAGUCGAGGUUUCUCCCAGUACCACCUCAGCCCCCAGUCCAACGGGACCAGCAGCAGAGACCAGAACCACCCAUCUGUCCCCACCGAGGACCAGUACAACUUCCCCCCACAGCCCAGCACCGACGGCGUCCUCUCAGGAGGAACCUCAUCAGGAGGAACCUCAUCAGGAACCCCAGCAGGGUUCUCUCCUGCCGGGUCCCUGCAGUCCAUGUGUCCGGGGCCCUCAGUCCACAUGAAUCCCAGGAAUCAACGGCUGCUGGAGAAGAAAACUGAAGAGGGAAGGAUCCAGACUCCAGAGCUGCUGUCUGAUGAUCUCUACGGAGCAGCCGGUUCUGACUUCAGAGGACCGGAGGAGAGCGAUGAGCUGGAAUAUCUUCCUGCCAAACACGACUGACUUGAUCUGCACCUGGACCAGAGAUGAACAUUUCUGAUGCAGAGAUGAGAACGAUCUCAGAAGCAGCUGUGUCCUGUUUCCAGAGUUCAGAAAACCAACAUCCAGAGCUUUAUUGGUCACAUCAUGGGCAGUAAAAUGCAGAGCGACGUCCACAGAGCUGCAACCCAGCAGGAGAAAAAAAACAUUCCUGAAACACAAUACAACCAAACUCUAUUGAUCCUUUUACUGUUAUACAAUCAAACCAACUGGACUGAAAACUGUCAGAAAACAUCUAUUUAUUCGUCACACCUACUCAGUCUGAAGGUUCUGUAUUAUGAAAUGCUGAAAUAAUAAAUCUGUCACGUUUUAUUUGGAACCACUGAAUGUGGUUUUAAAACUAGAAAUAACAGAAUCAGUGAAAACAUGCUCAUACUUCAUUUAUGGAUAAAUCAGUUUUUACAGUUACAAUCCAUGGUUUGUUCAUGUUUUCUGGUUUUAAUAAAUCAGUUAUUUAAGA